AUGGCAUCAUCCAGCCGAGGAAUUCAAAUUGGGUCUGCGUGGUUCCAACGCAAAAUUAAUCUAAGACCACAACACAGAGGCGUACACUUAGUAACAGAAGAAAUCUUAAAACAGAUAUCAGAAAUAUCUCAAUUCUCCGUUGGCUUGUGUCACAUACAAAGUAAGUACCUUUUUUUUUUAAAUCUUUUAUACAUUUGUUUGUUUUAUAAUUUUUUUUAUGAAGUUUAAUAAUAGUAAAAGUAACUAUAGUAGGUGGUUAAAUGGUGGUUUUAAAUCUUAGCAUUAUUUCUGUAGCGGUAUUAAAUAUCUCGUACAACUUAUAUCAUGUUUUAUUCAAAUAGAGAAACAGAUUAAAAAUAGAAUAUAGCUUAUAGAUUAUUAAUUGAGUAGUACCUGCCCAAUAAUGUGUAAUCAAGUAUUGCUUAUUAAUUUAAAAAUUAUGUACAAGAAUCUAACUAAAAUUUUAUUCCAUCCUUAGUAUACUUGUGUAAAUUAAUUAUGAUUAUUUUAUUUAUUAUUAUUUUAGUAUUGCAUACAUCAGCUAGUCUUGCCAUAAAUGAAAGUUGGGAUCCAAAUGUUCGGUAAGAUUACAUUUAUUAUGUUUAUUCAUGUUUUCUUACUGUGUAUAUCUCUACCUGUAAAAUAGAAACCUUUUUAUUUCUGUUAAAUAGUAAUAUCUCUUAAUCUUCAUAAUGAAUAUUUAUCUAAACAAGUUGGUUUACAAUGUUUAUCUAGUACCUAUUAUAUUGUUGUUUGAUUGGAGGAUUAGAUAAAAUAUUAAUACAAAAAUAGACCUACAUAUUUCCAUUCCAUCAGUAUAUACUUUAAAUAUUAUUAUUUAAAAAUCAAUAAUAUUUAUAAACAUCUAGGUACAUUUUUCUUGGUUUUCAUUAUUAAAACAGUAGUUUAUUGUUUGCAAGUAUGUUAUACUGUAUUAACAAUUAGGGUUAUACAAAUUAAAAUAUUAUUAUAAAAAUAUAUUACAAAAACUGCAUUUUGUAAAACCGUCAUACUUAACUUUUUAAGUAGGUAUAUUACUGUAUUUAGUAUAGAUAUUAGUUUAUAGUAUAUUUUUAUUUUACAUUUGAAUAUCUGUGAAUUAUCACAUACAAAAUACCGAACUAACUCUAAAUAAUAUAAAUUUUGACUUAUAUUAUUGUAAGAUUAUUCAAAGUAUUUUUCAAUUCUCAAUGUAUUUAACAAAAUAGAAAAUCUAAUAAUGUAUUAAAAUAGCUUUUAUUAUACAUACAUAUUAAUUUUUCUGUAUAUUUUAUUAAUGGUAAAAAAUACAAAGCACUGUAUAAAUGUUUUUUCGAUCAACUCGUAUUAUACAGUAAUAUAUAUAGGUACAUAAAGUGUAUAUAUUUAUUACAACCCAUAGCAUGGGUUGUAAGCAUGAGUUGUACAAUUCUAAACUAAAAUUUGUCCAACCAAAAGCAAUUAAGGGUUAUAAUAAUUAAUUCCAGAGAUUUCCAUUAAACCUAUUUGAUACAUUUUACAGUAAUUUAAUAAUUCCAAUAACGUUAUGUUAAAUUAAAAUUAUAUGCUUAUAAAAUUACUUUUUUUUAUUUUAGAGAUGAUAUGGAGAUGAUGUUAAAUAAAAUUGUUCCAGAAGUGAGUAAUUUUAAAAAUUAUGUACUAAUUCCAGUAAUCAAUAGAAUCAUAUUCAGUGACGGUUGGUGCUUAGGUGCAAGCGAAAUGUCAUUAACUGAAAACUAUUUUUUUUUUUUACCCAAUCAUAUUAAAUUUUCCAAUAAAUAUAUUGGUGUGCAGUAUUAAGUACAUAUAGUUGACAACUUGAAAUAUAUUGCAACUCUGUGCACAGUUAUUACUGCAAGCCGUUUUAAAAUAAAUGUUAUCUUAUCUAUCUGCAUUUAAUUUUGAGUUUUUUCCAUUUAUAUUCUGGUUUCUGUAUCGAAUGGUAAAUAUUAUUUAAUAAUUGAUGUAUACUAUACAAUUUACUAGUUAUAAAAAAUUCUUUCCUCGUAGAAUUAAUAUGUAAUUAUUCACUUAAUUCUUCAGUAGAAAAUUGUUGAUAAUAAAAUUCUCCUUUUAUACAAAUGAAGAAAAUAUUAAAAUUAAAACAUUGAAAAGACUUCUGCCGAAUUUAAAUGUAAUUAAGGUUACAAAACAAGCAUUAUACUUAUCAUCAUUAUUCUAAAUAUAAUAUUACUUUGUGGAUGUGAUUUGAGAAAUAUUUUUUUUUUUAUUAUUAUUUAUGCACUGCUUAUUUUUAAUACCGCGACCUGCCACUGAUUAUAUCACAUAUUAUUUAAAUUAAAAACUAAGUGAAAUUUAUUGAUUAUAAAUUGUAUGUAUUUUGAUUUCUACUUCGUAGGGUUUACCUUAUCGACAUUCAUGUGAAGGCCCAGACGAUAUGGUAAAUUAGAUAACUUUUCUCUAAAAAUAAAUAUUUUUUAAAUUUAAACUUGUAUUUGUAGCCUGCACAUGUAAAAGCAUGUUUUCUUGGUUCAUCAAUAACAGUGCCCAUUACAGAGGGCAAAUUGAACCUUGGGACAUGGCAAGGUAUUUGGCUGUGUGAACAUCGAAAUCAAGCUGGUAGUCGAAAGCUAGUGAUUACAUUAAAUGGAUCACCAAAUUCAUCUGCGGGUGAUUGUAACAGGUCACCAAUGUCUCCGUCCUCACCAAUGGCUUCAUUAAGCAGUUAG
This is a messenger RNA of Cinara cedri, 2669 nucleotides long. The record is from the annotation of a GenBank genome assembly. Lineage: Eukaryota; Metazoa; Arthropoda; Insecta; Hemiptera; Aphididae.